Molecule: messenger RNA, 2364 nt
Organism: Carya illinoinensis
Lineage: Eukaryota; Viridiplantae; Streptophyta; Magnoliopsida; Fagales; Juglandaceae
Product: glucan endo-1,3-beta-glucosidase 11
Exons: 1
Coding region: 521-1702 (393 amino acids)
Biological process (GO): carbohydrate metabolic process
Cellular component (GO): plasma membrane
Molecular function (GO): hydrolase activity, hydrolyzing O-glycosyl compounds
Source: RefSeq, a predicted model, not a curated record
UGGAUGGAGAGGAGGCUCAACUGCCUUAGAGCCCCCUAAUUUUGUGCAGACCCGGAGUGAUCAUGGAGCCCAAACCGUGUAUAAGAUUUGGGCAAUGCAGAUAUCAGUGGUCCAUAGUAAAACAUUACAGUGUAGAGGGAAAUACUAUCUUUAUUAUUUUCAAACACAGAAUAGUUUUUAAGUGGUUUGAAUUGAUAUAAAAAAAAAAAAAAAAAAAAAACCACCUAAAUUAUAUCAUAAAAAUACACAUGAUUAUAAAUAAUAAUUUCUGUAUGAAAAGGUACUUUCGAGGGUAAAAGAUCCCAGCUACAGCAUUGACCAGACUUUUGUCAAGCUGAUUCGCCUGACGUUACCCUCCCUCCCUCCGUUCCUACAAAACUUAAUAACCGCCUUUACUCAACCGAUCCCAACGGCCUAAAAGUAACCUCCUCCCUAGCGCUCUCAAUUUCAAAACCCCAAGACCCUCCAAAACUUCCUAAUCUAAAAACCCCCCUCCUCCCGAACUAACGGCAUAGCCUCCAUGGCUCCUCCUCCACUCUCCUCCUCCACUUUCAUUCUCUCUCUCUACCUCUUCUCUCUCCUCCUAAUAACCACCAACUCGCUUCCCACCACCCUCGGCGUCACCUACUUCACCCCCGUCCCCAGCACCACUCAGCCAAAGCCAGCUCCACCUGUCCACAUUGCCACAGCCAUCUCCUCCCUCGGCUUUAACUCUAUCCGCGUCCUCAACCCUGACCCAACCCUCACCCGCGCCUUCACCUACACCAAUACCACCCUCUUCCUCACCAUUCCCAACCCCUUGGUCCAACCCAUCGCCUCCAACCGCUCCAUGGCCCUCCGCUGGCUUUACGUCCACGUCGUCCCCUUCUACCCACGCGCUCGUAUCACCACCAUCUCCGUCGGCAAUGACUUACUCUCCGCCUCCCCCUCCGGGUUCUACUCCUUCCUCCUCCCCGCAAUCCGUAACGUACACCUGGCGCUUCGCAAUCUUGGCAUCCGCAAGAUCUCCGUCUCCACCUCCUUCUCCUUCGUCAACAUCAUUUCCACUCCGUUUCCUCCCUCCUCUGCCGAGUUCCAAGGCCUGGCUUCAGAUAAUCUGAUCAAACCGUUGCUUCAGUUCUUGCGGGACACCAACUCGUCCUUCUUGAUCAACAUCUAUCCCUACAAGGUGUACAGGUUGAACUGCGAGAUUCCCAUUGGCUUUGCUCUGUUUCAGGAGCACCCUUUUAAUUUCCGUGACGACUUGAUCACCGGCGUUCGUUACCGGAACCUCUUCGACAUGAUGGUCGAUGCCGCAAUCAGUGCCAUGACAGCGGUGGGCUUCGAGAACAUUCCGGUGGUUGUGGCCGAGACAGGGUGGCCAAGCUCGGGCGAUGCGCUGGAGGUUGAUGCCAACUCGGCCUACGCCGAGAUGUACCUUCGAGGCCUCGUGGCGCACUUGAAAUCCGGACUCGGCACGCCGCUGAGGAAGGAAGGGGUGGCGGAGGCUUACAUAUACGAGCUGUUUGAUGACGAAAUUAGGCGGGGAACGACUCGGCAUGAGCGCAGUUGGGGAAUUCUGUUUUCCAAUAUGACCAAGAAGUACGAGAUCGAAUUCUCUGGAUCAGACAGCACCGGAGGGAGUCGGGCUUUUCUCUAUCUUUGCUCGGUUGCUGUUGCAGUAAAUUUAAUACGUGGACCUUUGCAUUUGCUCAGCUGGUGAUGCUCUGUUUCUUUGGUGUUGAAGCUCCUUUGGAUAACAAGAUUUUGAGGAGAUGUGGUUUGAGCUGAUACGUCUCUUUGUAUUAGAGACGAUAAUUCUAUGGCAGAGUUGUUAUUACGUGAUUUGGCUCAGGGUCGAGAUUUCCGUUUCUCGUUGAAGUUGGCGAGUUAGGCUGAGACUUUGUAGUGGUACAUUAAUGGCCGAAAACUGUCUUCAAGUUGACGAUGUACGUGAGGUCUUUGAAAAAAAACAAAUUCAAUGAAAUGUGGCUUACCGCUUAUGUUUCACCUAAAAUCUCAUCUGCUGGUAUGUUAUUUGAAACCCAAAUUUAAAGGCAUUUUGUGUGCCUGUGUCAGCAGUUAGUACUGUUAAAAUCUUCAACCUGAAAAGGCAAACCCAGAAGCUGCACAAUUUCGAUGUUAAGGAACUGUAGCUUACUUACAAAUUAGAAAUUAUCUUGGAUGGGACAAUAAAUGCUGGAUGCAUAGAAGUUUCGACUAGGCACAAGUGGAACGAACAAUGGUAAUUUGACCUCCCACAAAUUCAUCGGGAUAUCACUAAGGAACACAAAGAACUCUGGUCUUAAGCUAAUCGGCACAAGAAGUAUGCAAAUGAAGCCUCCAACCACCACCUUGAAUCUCCAAGCUAGUGCGGGCGGCACA